AUGCCAACUCAGGGAGGUACUCACCCUUCUCCUAAGUUGUUCAAAUUUGAAGCGGCGUGGUUAACCCAUUAUGAUUUCCAAAAUUUUCUCAAUAAUAAUUGGAAUGGGCAGGGUAAUAAUUUCCAUUUGGCUUUGCAGGAGCUCUUUACUAGUUUGGUGGCUUGGAACAAAUCGGUUUUUGGCAAUGUGUUCCAGCGCAAGAAACGGUUGGUAGCGAGAAUUGAAGGGAUAGAAAGGAUUUUAGCCACUUCUUUCCAGCCUGGGCUGGCCAAGCUGCAUGCCAAGCUCGAGGAGGAGCUGGACAAAACUAUGGAAUAA
Messenger RNA from Linum trigynum, 318 nucleotides. NCBI's taxonomy places the organism in Eukaryota, Viridiplantae, Streptophyta, Magnoliopsida, Malpighiales, Linaceae. The record is from the annotation of a GenBank genome assembly.